This is a messenger RNA of Aspergillus candidus, 4146 nucleotides long. RefSeq names its product pentatricopeptide repeat protein. Gene Ontology annotation, molecular function: transmembrane transporter activity. The transcript is spliced from 4 exons. Gene Ontology annotation, biological process: transmembrane transport. NCBI's taxonomy places the organism in Eukaryota, Fungi, Ascomycota, Eurotiomycetes, Eurotiales, Aspergillaceae. The coding region runs from base 1 to 4146 and encodes 1381 amino acids. The record is from RefSeq and is a predicted model, not a curated record. Gene Ontology annotation, cellular component: membrane.
AUGGACAACCAGGCUCCGCUCACGGCGGAGGUCGACGCGCUGGACCAGUCGCAGAUCCCGUCGUCAUCGUCCCCUGUAGACCCGAAACUCGUCCACGAACAGACGCCGCUCCUCCCCCGGGAUGACGGCUCCGACCCCGCGGGGGGUGGCUUGGGUACGGCCGCAAGGGACCCGAGACCGUGGUGGAAACGGCCCAGUAUUCACUGGCUGAUGCCGCUGUUGCUGCUGUAUAUGCUCGGGGUGGGCGGCACGGCCGUCCCCAAGAUCAACCUGAUGAUCUCGCUCGUCUGCCGCGACUACCUAGCCGAAAGAGAGGCCCAGAACCCCGGGUUCACGUACUUGCCCGUCGUGCCUGGGGGAGAGAACCGACAGUGUCAGAUCCCCGAGGUGCAGUCGCAGGUCGCGCAGUUUCAGCUCUACUUUAAUCUGUUGGGCGGCAUCCUGUCGGCGCUGGUCAGCCCGCUCCUGGGCCGGCUGUCCGACCGCCAUGGCCGGGUGCGGAUCCUCGCCUUCUCGGUCCUGACCACCGUGCUGGGGGAAGCGAUCAUCGUGUUGAUGGCGGCUCAGGCAGAGACCGUCCCGUUGAACGUGCUCCUGCUGUCGGCGCUCUUCGACGGCUUGGGCGGCUCCUUCACGGCCGCCAUCGCCCUGACCUCCUCCUAUAUCUCGGACUGCACGGCCACCGACGGCCGCAGCGUGGCCUUUGGCUACAUGUACGGGACCUUCUUCGGCGGCAUCGCUGGCGGGCCGCUGCUCGUCGCGUUGCUGCUGAAGAAGACGGGAAAUAUCCUGGACGUCUUCUACACGGCGUUGGCACUAGUGUCGUUCGUCCUCGUCGCCCUCUGCCUGGUGGUGCCCGAGUCCCUCACCGCAGCGCAGCGGGAGAGUGCCCUAGCCAAGCAUCACGCGACGCUCGCGCGGAAGGGUCAGCUCGCCCGCAGCAAGGUCCUCACCAUGGUGAGGCACCUGCACCCGAGGAAGCUGGUCGCGCCGCUCGCAAUCCUAUCCCCCGUCGUCGGGCGCCCCAGCCUCUUAUUCCCCGGGCGACGAGGAGCGAGUCCCGCCCUGCGCCGGAACAUCCUCCUCCUCGCGGCGAUCGACACGGUCGCCUUCGGGGUCGCCAUGGGGGCGUCAGCGGUGAUCGUCAUCUACGCGGAGUACCUGUUCGGAUGGGGCACGGUCGAAGCCAGCCUGUACAUGUUCAUCGUGUGCAGCGUGCGGGUGCUGAAUCUGCUCGUCGUGCACCCGUUCGCAGCGCGGUUCUGCAGGGCGCGCGCGGACGACCCGUCCCGCGAGGUGUCGGGGUCGGACGGGUUCGACCUAGCGGUCAUCCGGCUAUCGCUGCUCUUCGACGCGCUGGGAUACGCCGGGUUUGCGCUCUCGCGGAGCGGAUCCGUCCUCAUUUUUGCCGGGGUGGUAACUGCGCUGGGCGGGCUGGGCGUACCCGUGCUGCAGUCGUCGCUGACGAAACACGUCCCUCGCGACCAUAUCGGACAGAUUCUAGGAGCGAAGGGGUUGCUGCAUGCGCUGGCUCGCAUUGUGGCGCCUACGCUCUGCAAUCUGAUCUACAGCUGGUCGGUAGGGUCGUGUCCGCAGAUGGUCUUUAUCUUGCACCCCCCAGCUCACCCUCCGGCCGUGCCCUCGCGCAAUGCCCUCCGCGUCCUUCGUCGACUCGCCCUCGCGGGCUCCACCGUCGGGAGCUUCUGCACUGUCGCGGCCAUCACCUACGACAUGCACCGCCGCGUCCGGGUCGCCGAGCGCAUCGUCGAGAACAAACGCGAGCUGCAGACGUCAGCCCCCCGUUACGAUGCCACCUCCGCGGCGAGACGACUCUCUCGCAUGAUGGACGCCGCCGAAGCGGGCGAAUUCAUGGGCAUCGAGUCCCUGAAGCGGAAGGACCGGGAGCUGGAGGCGGCAACCCGACUGCGGCCGCCCGCCGGGGAUGCCGCGGCCGAUCGAGACAACCUGGUGAAUGUGGAAUUGGAACAGACGGAUCUGGAGCUAGCGCGGGCCGAGAAGGUCCUGGGAACGGCAGAUUUGGACCAGGCCGUGGUGCCUCCGGAGCAGGGGCGAGCUGCGGAUAAUUUGGCCCGGGCGCAGCGGGCACUUGGGCAAGCUGCUGGGGCUACCGUGGAGUCGGAAGGGGUGGCUGAUCCGGUGGUCGAUAAAGGUCUUGGAAAGGAAGGGGGGGAAGAGGAGGAGGGGGAUGGAAAACGGGCAGAGCCCAAUAACCUUGCGGCCCGCAUGCAGGAUCUUCUGGAACGGGACCGCCCCAUCGACGCGGCACAACUGUUCCUCGAGGAACAUCCCGCAUCGCUGGAUGGGAUCUCAUCCGAGCGCCGCGAGCGUGCGUUGGAAGCGUUCUACGCCAACUGCAAGGAUGACAAUGUCUUCAUAGCGCGCAGUAUCUUUGAGCGCAUCGAGGCGGUGGACAGGGUGACGGCCAACAUGUGGCGCGUGCUGAUGUUUGCCCUGGCCAAGAAGGGAUGCAUCGAGUCGACGGCGACCGUCUACACCCGAUACAUGCACCGGUUCCUACUCCCCCCGGACAUGGUCGACAUCGUGCUGCGGACGCUGCUCGAGUCCCACCGGCUGACGACGGCCAAAUGGGUCCUCCUGCGGAAUCUCCACGUCGACCGCAACUGCGGCCUGUGCGGCGCCUACCUGACGGGCCUGUGGCGGAAGACGCGGAGCAUCGAGCUCCUGAACGGGCAGCUCAAGAAACUCAUGACCGUCCUCCCCCGCUUCGGCAAGCGGGUCACCGACAAGCUCUUCAACCCGGUCCUCAAGGCCUACAUCGAAUUCGGGCGGCAGGCCGACGCCGAGGCGCUGGUGCAGGAGAUGACGCAGACCUACGAGCUGCCGCUGCGCUGUCGGACCCAGGGGCUGCUGGUCUACGGACGGGCGCUGGCCUGCGACUGGGAGGGGGUCGACCGGGGCCUCGACGAGAUGGCCACCCGGGGGCUGACCGCGGAACGGCGGGACUUCCUCCCCAUCUUCGACCGCGUCUUCCUCGAGUACUGGGUGCCGCACUCGGGGCGGGAGAUCUGGGAUUUCCUCGUCCGCUACAUCGACAAGCUGGACAUCGUGCCCGACCGCGUCCUGUACCGGCACAUUCUCGAGGCGUUGGUCGAGAAGGGCGACCAAGAGAUGGUCGCCGAGUUCACGCGCAUGGGGCGCGAGCGCGGGUGGAAGGUGCACAUCAACGAGGAGCAGUUCCUCGAGAUGCUCCGGUCGCGCCGCCUGUCGCUGGAGGGGUCCCCCGUCGGGUUCUGGCAGAUGCUGCAGGCGGCGCGGGUGCAGUACGGGCAGGCGGCCACGUCGCAGUGGGUGCUGGGCUACGACCAGCGGUCCUUCCCGCUGGCCCAGGUCAACGCGAUGCCGGGCACGAAGGAGCCGCUGCCGUGGUACCGGCGCUCGCUGGCGGAGCGCACGCCGCAGCGGCCCGUGUCGCAGUACCAGAAGCUGCACAAGCAGAUGGCGCACUACAUGCACGUCGGCAAGAUGGAGGAGGCGCUGCGCUGCUUCGCGAUCGCCAAGAAGGCCCGGUUCCAGGUCAAGCAGCUGCACGUCGAGCUGGCCGUCGUCGCCACGCUCCUCGAGCACGGGCUCGCGGCGGCGCGGGCCCUCAUCGAGGCCGAGUGGCCCGCCAUCCAGCCGCUGCUGCGCUUCUUCCCGCAGUUCUUCCGGCAGCUGGAGCAGCUCGCCGGCGUGCGCUGGUGCAUCUUGACCGCUCUUUCGCGCGGCAGUGCCGUCAACCGGGACCUCGUGGUCGAGGUGCAGCGCAUCCUCGGGGUGCUGCGCCGGACGCGCCUGGCGGGGCCCCUGACCCCCAAGGAAACGGCGCAGCGGACGGAGCAGCUCGAGUACCUGACGUGGAUCGCGGACCUGCUGGCGAGCAAGAGCGAGGGCGACCCGACCGUGUGGUCCUCCCAGUCCGUCCCCGGCGUCAAGCGGGCGUUCCGCCAACACCUGAAGCGACCGCUGAACGAGCGACGACUCUACAAGGACAAGGACAUUCAGCGGACGGUGGAGCGGUGGGACGAGGAGUACGAGCUGGAGGCGGUUCUGGGACGGAUCGAGACGGAUCCCCAGGUGAUUCAAGCCCGAUGGAACCAGCAGGCCUGUGUACGGGGGGGUGCUUAA